Molecule: messenger RNA, 3203 nt
Organism: Osmia lignaria (orchard mason bee)
Lineage: Eukaryota; Metazoa; Arthropoda; Insecta; Hymenoptera; Megachilidae
Source: RefSeq, a predicted model, not a curated record
UCUCAACAUCACUGUAGUUGAUCACUUUAUUCGUAUUCCUCAACGAAUGGUGUUGGUGUCUAUAAUUUCAAUAUUAUAACGGCAAAUUCAGUUUUUUAAUAAGAACGACAAGUCUUUGUUACUUGCCGCAGAGUUAAUCAUCUACAAAUAAUAUUUAUCUUCAUUUAAACAUGAAGUUCUUUGUGUUAACGUUCACUGUAAUAUCAUUCUUUGUUGCUACUCUUGCUAAAAUUGAAACCGAAGAUGAGGUUUUAGUGCUGACGAAAGACAAUAUUGAGGAGGCUAUCGAACAAAAUGAUUACAUACUUAUUGAAUUUUAUGCUCCAUGGUGUGGACAUUGCAAAGCUUUGGCACCUGAAUAUGCCAAGGCAGCAAAGAAAUUGCAAGAAACUGAUUCUCCUAUAAAAUUAGCUAAAGUUGAUGCAACUGUAGAGACACAAUUAGCUGAGAAACACGGACUUCGUGGUUAUCCCACCCUUAAGUUUUAUCGUAAAGGCCAUGUCAUUGAUUAUAGUGGUGGUCGUAAAGCAGAUGAUAUUAUAAAUUGGGUAACAAAGAAAGCUGGUCCAGCUGCUAAAGAUUUACCAACAGUUGAAGAUGUUAAAUCAUUUAUUGAAGCAAAUAAUGUUGCAAUUGUUGGAUUUUUCAAGGAUACAGAAUCUGAAGGAGCAAAGGUGUUUUUAGAAGUUGCUAAUGCUGUUCAUGAUCAUGCAUUUGGUAUAAGUAGUAAUGAGGAAGUUUUCAAGGAAUAUGAAGUAGAAGAUGGCAAAGUUAUAUUGUUCAAGAAGUUUGAUGAGGGCAGAGAUGAGUACAACGACGAACUUGAUGUUAAAAAAUUACAAAGCUUUAUUUCUGUACAUUCAUUGCCUAUAGUUGUUGAUUUUAAUCAAGAGACUGCACAAAAAAUAUUCAAUGGUGAUGUCAAGAGUCACUGUCUUCUCUUCCUUAGUAAAGAAGCUGGUCAUUUUGAAGAAUACAUAGAACAUGUUAAGGAACCAGCUAAGAAAUUCCGUGGAGAGGUUUUGUUUGUAACAAUUAAUACUGAUGAGGAUGAUCACUCGAGAAUCUUGGAAUUCUUUGGUAUGAAGAAAGAUGCAGCACCCACCAUGAGGAUCAUCAAACUGGAAAGAGAUAUGAUCAAGUAUAAACCUGAGAAACCUGAAUUAACUAGUGAAAGUGUUAUGCAAUUUGUAACUGAUUUUGUUGAGGAUAAAUUAACAAGAGAUUUGCUUACACAACAAUUACCUGAGGAUUGGGAUAAGAACCCCGUAAAAGUUCUUGUUAGUACUAACUUCCACGAAGUUGCAUUUGAUAAAAACAAGGACGUUUUAGUUGAAUUUUAUGCUCCAUGGUGUGGACACUGCCAGCAAUUAGCUCCUAUAUAUGAAGCACUUGGAGAAAAAUACAAAGAUAGUGAAGAUUUAGUCAUAGCAAAAAUGGAUGCUACUGAAAAUGAAUUAGAAAAUAUAACGAUUAUUAAUUACCCUACGAUUACUCUCUUCAAAAAGGAAACUAAUGAAGCUGUAGAAUACAAUGGUGAGAGAACACUUGAAGGACUUUCUAAGUUUAUUGAAUCUGGCGGAACUUACGGUCAGGCUGCUGAAGAAGUUCAUUUGACGAUGAAAACGAAACAAACAUUCGACCUUUCAGAAUUAAUUGGAUUCUUGCAUCAAGCAUUUGUAUUUACAGAAGAUGUAAAACAUGUGUUAAAGUCAAACUGUAAUGAAGCUAUCUUCGUUUUAAAACCAUGGCGCAAGGAAGUUAAUAAUCAACAAGAGCUUAGUAAAAACAUUUGCACUUGUUCUAACGCUGAAACUGAAGUUGAAGAAAUAGCUGCAGGAAUUGGUAGAACAUUACUACAAACACAGGAAUUACGAGAAAAACUAUAUUUUAAUGUAACGAAAGGAAAAAAUUCGAAAUGUCUUAGUGUGUCUAAAAUUUAUAAUCCCCAAACAGCUGAUAACAGAGAACAAAAACGGAAAAAAACUUUAAACACUACCAAUAAAAAAUUACUUUUUAACAAAGAUACUAAUGCUGUGAAGCAAGAUACCCUAAAAAUAAAUUUAAGUAAAGGAUCAACAAGUAAAGUAGCAAGGGAAGAUAUAAAAAAUAGUGAGGAGAUAAAAAGUUAUGAUAAACAAUUGAUAGCUCGCUCAGGAAAAUUAAUGUCAACUAAAAACUUUCUUGUAAUAAACAAAAGCAAUAUUAAAAAUAAGAGUGAAAUAAACAAGCAUAAUAAUAAUAAUUGUAAGGUGGGAGAGAAUACUAAAUCCAUUAAUUCCAUGUCAAAGUUAAGAUGUACUAAAUCUGAUGAUAGAUUUUCUGCAACAUCAACCAGUGAAUUGAAAUAUUUAAUACAAAAAGUUUCAUCUAACUCUAAUAAUUCAUUUUCUGAUAUGCAUAGUACAAAAUGUCCAUCACAUGAAGAUGUAAUUUCACAAUCUAAAUAUGAACGAAAUUUUGUAACUGUUGAUGUUGUAGACAGUAUUAAUGCAUCUAAUAUUCCCGGAGAAAUAAUUAAACCGUUAAAAAUUUAUCAUACAUACUUAAACACUGAAUUUUCAAAAAAGUCAGUUAAUAAUGAAAAACGCCAAAAGAUGGUCAAUAAAUUUUUAAUGAAAUUUAAUGAAACGGACAAAGUUAUACAAAAAACUUCAGUACAAAAAUCUCAUGAUAUAAUUUUACUUACUAAAUACAUGUCUUUCUUUCAAAUUCUUUUUUCCAAAGACGGAGAAGAAAUAUUAAACUCUAGUGCUAUUAAAAAAAUUCAUACUGAAUUACAAUCUACAUGGAAAACGUUUGGAAUGAAAGAGUUUGAUAAUGCGCAUAUUUUGAAAUCAAAUGUGCAAAAAAUACCACUAUGUCCUGUUCUUAAUUUAAAAGAAUGGAUGUCAAAUGGAAUAUGGGAUCUUUCCUACAUUAGAAAUUUUAAAGGAUUGUCAAUGAUGUGUUGUAUAUGUUAUACAGAUAAAAAUUACUUAUUAUCUUUCUUUGAAUUACUACAACAGUUACAACAUAUACAUUAUUCUAAAAGUUUAAUUGACAUGCUUUUAAAAGAAGUACUUCCUAAUAUGAAAAUGUUUUCUGAUUCUACACAAUCAGAAUAUAUUAAAAUGUAUAAAAUGAUUUAUAUUCUGUAUCAGGGUUUAAAUCCAAAGAUUCCAGUAUUAGUAAGCACAAAUAAAUAAAGAUUUCAAGAAAUU